UGCCGCCAGCCCGGUGCCGCGUCCCCGCCCCUCCGCCAUGGCCGAUGUGGAGGACGGGGACGAGCUGGGUGCCCCCCACUCUCACCCGGGCUCCGCUGGCCCCAAGACGGGCACCCCCGACAAGAUGUUCUCGCUGAAGAAAUGGAACGCGGUUGCGAUGUGGAGUUGGGAUGUGGAAUGCGACACCUGCGCCAUUUGCCGAGUGCAGGUCAUGGAUGCCUGUCUUAGAUGUCAAGCUGAAAACAAACAAGAAGAUUGUGUUGUGGUUUGGGGAGAAUGCAAUCACUCCUUCCACAAUUGCUGCAUGUCCUUGUGGGUGAAACAGAAUAAUCGCUGUCCCCUCUGCCAGCAGGACUGGGUAGUCCAGAGAAUAGGCAAAUAAAAACACUGCUUUGUUUUUUGUUU
This is a messenger RNA of Dryobates pubescens (Downy woodpecker), 405 nucleotides long. It is a transcript of the gene RNF7, whose product is annotated as ring finger protein 7. Gene Ontology annotation, cellular component: Cul5-RING ubiquitin ligase complex; nucleus. Bases 38 to 382 code for a protein of 114 amino acids. Gene Ontology annotation, molecular function: cullin family protein binding; zinc ion binding; ubiquitin protein ligase activity. The transcript has 3 exons. Lineage: Eukaryota; Metazoa; Chordata; Aves; Piciformes; Picidae. Gene Ontology annotation, biological process: protein ubiquitination; ubiquitin-dependent protein catabolic process. The record is from RefSeq and is a predicted model, not a curated record.